Photinus pyralis (common eastern firefly) is the source of this 3039-nucleotide messenger RNA. RefSeq lists its product as uncharacterized. Lineage: Eukaryota; Metazoa; Arthropoda; Insecta; Coleoptera; Lampyridae. Bases 2306 to 2917 code for a protein of 203 amino acids. The record is from RefSeq and is a predicted model, not a curated record. The transcript has 2 exons.
CGUCGUAAGUUGUAUAUACAGGGUGGAACCUUUCAGUGGGUAAAAAAGCUAUGAUAUGAUAUUAUUGAUGUUUGUAAUUUAAAGGUUUUUUUUUGUGUAUUUAUUCGCUAUCAAAGUGGUAGAAAGCGGAAGAGAUCAUUUUAAAUAUUUAAGUUGGAAAUAAAUAAGUCGAUUUUAUUAAGGAAAUUGUAUUAAAGUAUUUGAGUAAAGUUGAGCUAGCCGUGGAUACAUAAAAAAAUCUAACAUUACCGUAAAAAGAAGGACCAAAUAAAACGACCAUUGAUUUUCCCACCUUGAAAUGCAACACCUGUUACACUGUCUGGUUCCUUAAAAACAAUUUCUUUACGGUUUUUCCCAUAAUCCAGGUUUCUUCCAAUGUGUUUUUCUGCUUGUCUCCGAGGUUUCUUUUAACCUUAUUCACGUCUGAUGCUUUCUUUCACACUCGUCGUUAUUCUUCGUUUCUUCCAUUAGCAUUGCCGUAGCGUUGCUGAUUCAAAUUGAGAAUAGGAAAACUGCGUUGUCAUACUUAAAAAUAGCUGCCUUGGAAAAAUUUGAUUUUCCUGAUGUACGAAUUUAAAUAAAAUCGAUAAGGGCUAACGAACUAAAUUGUGUCGAGUCAGCACGUAAAAGCCAAAACCAUUUAAUGAAACUUUUUUAUAGUCAUGGUUUUACAUUUGGCGAACAAGUAAAUCCAUGGUGUGAUGCCUAUCUGCGCAUAUAUAGAGGUGCUUCCGUAAACAAGAUGCGUGUUCUUUGAAAACCAUUCAGAAAAGCAUCCGUACACUCACUUUGCGUAAGGAUCGUUGUGUGCAUAGCAUGUCAGAAGGCGAUUAAAUCAACGCAUAACUCAAGUUUCUGAGUGAUUUGCAUUGCAAAUAUUUAUUAAAAAACAAUUAUGAACUUGAGGGUAUUUGCACUCAAGGUUAUAUUGAAACUUUUUGAUGUCCUUUGCGAUACAGCACGGCUCAUGCUAUAGCUUUUGUGUUUUUUUCAAAACAAAACUUAAUCCCAUUACAACCCUUAUAAAACAUGGUAGAGUGCAACACAAAAUCCCUGCCUGGAAAUGCCACGUAACUAUCUACCUUCAAAUGCCACAUGAUGUCAGAAAGAAAAAAUCACCAACAAUAAUAUUAUAUUAUUAUUAUUAUUGUUAUUAUAAAAAAAAAACAUAAGACGUACCCAUUUAACAAAAAAUUAAAAAAAUCAACAUCUCUCACUCUCCCUCCCUGCCUUCUUCCCUCCCUCCCGCUCUCCCCCCUAUUUAAUGUGUCCCGAACCGACUCCUAAGGUCACGUACUUUUUCGAGCGCUCCGGCCUGUAAGUAUCGUAGGCCUCGGCUGAACCGAUUGGAACCAAAUUAAUUAGUACUAAACUCAUUCUUAGACAUAAGAUGGCAGAAUCGCGCAUGCGCAAGUGUUUCUUCGAAUAUCUUCGGAGUUAAUCGGACUUCCGAAUUUUUAAAACAUCAUUUAAGCCCUAAAAUACGCAACUUUGUUAUUGAAUGUUAACAGAAACGUUGAGAAAUCGUACAAUGAGUUAAUGCGAUUCAGGAGACUACGAAUCCUACUCAAUAAUGAAUGAACCACAUUGUACUAUUUCAAAAAUAGACGACGAAAAUUACAUGGUACCCAAACAGAAGGUGUAUAAUAAAUAAAAUUACCUUAGAGAGGCUAACGAUUUUUCAAAGACCUUUGGUUUGCAUAAUGUAUAAUGAAACGACGUCUAUAAAUAAUUAUAAGUCUAAACUGAUAUUGAUUCAACAAAAGGUUAUUCUGUGGCCAUUCUUUGUACCGACUCCUUUACUAAUUCCUUUGAAAUAAGGAGAAAUUAUGAUACUUCCUGGUGUUAACCUUUUGGAGCACCACUAGCGAACUUUUGACCUUUAUACGGGGGACAACUUUUCUCGCAAAAUUACAGCAGUUGUUAAUGCCACUUAAUUAAACAGGGUCGACGACCAAUAUCGAUUCAUUUAGUUUUCGUUAUAGCUACCCCGUUAAAAUAUUAUGCUCUAACAUUAACCUUUUCAAGUGGAGUAUUGCAAAAAAGCCUUCUUGAAGGUGAUCGAUAAAAAAAAGCGGAAACUAAUCUAUCUUCCAACAAGUUGGCUUUCUGGGAAACAUUUAGUUUUAACUCCCGCAACAAAGAACACCACCAAAAUGAUUGCUAAAUCGGGAAUAUAUACACUAAUUAAAUAUUCCACGUAACUGUUGCGUGCUCUGAAUAAUCAUAAAUUGCGAGUUGGAAAGGGGUGUUAACUGACCUCUGGCUAGUUUCGAAUCUGCUGUUGUACGGAGUCGACUGCACGAUGGGGUGCGCUAGUAGCAACCCCCUCAUCGAAUCCGGUAAACAUUUAGUGGAGAAUGCGAAGGAUUCCGUCGUCGAUUUUGCACAUAAGGGAGAACAUGCGAUACAAGACGCCGGCGAAACCGCAAAAGAUGGAUUGGUCGAAGGCGCGCACCAGGUGAAAACUGCAGUUGCAUCGGCAGUCGAAACUGUGGGAAAUAACAUUAGUUCGUCAAUCGGAAAAGUGAGUGAUACUUUUAAAACUGUGCACGAAGAUACCGAAGACGUGCUCGGUGGCGUUGUCGAAGACGCCGGAAGUAAAGCCAACGAGACCUUGGAAGUGGUUUCGGAGGCCGAAACCGUGUUGGCUUCAGAAGUGGACAAUAUGGUAGAAGAGGUCUCCGAAGUUGCGCACAGUACCGAAGAAAGGGCGUUUGAUAAGGUGGAAAAGUUGAAGUCGAGUAUACUUGAGGAAGCGAGGGAAUUGCAUAAGCCCGUCGACGAAAAGCUGGAGGUGCAGGACAUGGAGGAUGCCGCCGGAAGUCCGGUAAAUACUGUGGAAAUAACAAACGAUACUGUUACCGCUACGAUCUUCACUCCACCUGAAGAGGAGGUAAAGAAGGAUGAACCGUGAUGCCGAUGAACUUUUUCGGAUGAAAUACUGGGGUGGGUGCUACUGAUCUUGUUGAAUGUGCCUUUUAUAAAGGGAGAUAUAAACAGACAUGCUAUACUUAUACGAAAUGGUCUCGCUUAAAU